This is a messenger RNA of Monoraphidium neglectum, 1707 nucleotides long. RefSeq lists its product as hypothetical. Gene Ontology annotation, molecular function: DNA binding; DNA-binding transcription factor activity. Lineage: Eukaryota; Viridiplantae; Chlorophyta; Chlorophyceae; Sphaeropleales; Selenastraceae. Bases 1 to 1707 code for a protein of 568 amino acids. Gene Ontology annotation, biological process: regulation of DNA-templated transcription. The transcript is spliced from 2 exons. The record is from RefSeq and is a predicted model, not a curated record.
AUGGCCAGUAACGUGAGCCCGCAGUCUUUGUCGGGUGACUCGCGCACUUCGGAGGCCGCGCCUGCGCCCGUGACACCAGCAUCGCCCGGCACCGGCAGCGAGCCGCGCGGCGUCGACAGCGCUGGCCCUGUUACGGAGAUAGUUAUCAAGCGCCGCGAGCGCUCCAAGCUCAUGAAGUCGUCCAGCUACCGCGGCGUCGCGCUGACCGAGAACGGCUAUUGGCGCUCCCGCAUCCGCUUCGGCAAGCACACGAUUCACCUGGGAAGGUUCCGCGAUGAGCGCGAGGCGGCACUGGCGUACGACCGCGCGGCGGCGCUGCUGCUCGGCCCCAGCGCCUCACUCAACUUCCGCUUCGCCCCCGGCCGCGACGACCCCGGCCCCGUGCUGCACACCGCCAUCAUCGUGAACCAGGCGCUCGGCGCCAACACCCCUCAGGCAGUGCAGGACAUGGUGAACGGCGCCACCUGGCAGGCCGCCGAGCGCGAGCGCGCGCGCCUCGCCGCCACCCGCGCGCCGCCGGUGCCGCCGCAGCAGCAGCUGCCGCCGAUGAUCCGCGUGGACGAGGCGGCCGCGGCGUUCGCUGCGCUGCAGCAGCAGCAGCAGCAGGAGCAGCAGCAGCAGCUGCGGCUGAAGCUGGUGCAGGAGCAGGUGGCGAGGCAGCAGGAGCAGCUGCGGCAGCUGCAGGCGCUGCAGGCGCAGCUGCAGAUGCAGCGCGUGCCGGAGCCGCAGCUGCAACAGCUGGAGGCUGGGCACCAGGGUGGUGGUGCCUCCCUCCUGCUCCACCAUGCGCUGCACGAGGCCGCUGUGCUGCAGGAGCAGCAGCAGCAACAGCAGCAACUGCAGCUGCAGCGGUGGCGGCUGCAGCAGCAGCAGCAGCAGCAGCAGCAGCAGCAGCGUGAGCAGCAGCAGCAGCAGCAGCGCGAGCAGCAGCGGCGCCAGCAGCAGCAAGCCGAGGCGGAUCAGGAGAUGGACGCCGCGGCGGCGUUGGCGGGGCUAUUGGGACAGGCGCAGAGCCCUGCGGCUGCACAGCAGCUGCUUGCGGCGCUGAUGCAGGCCAGUGGCCGCGGCGCUGCCGCGCCGGCGCCCGCCCCGCCCGCGGCUGAGCUGCCACCCGUCGCUGCGCCCGGCCCCGUCAAGGCGCUCGCGCCGCCGGCGGCGUCGGCCACGCCCUCUGCCGAGGAGGGCGCGUUCCGCGCCUCGAGCCCGAGCGGCGGCACGCACGCCUCUUGGGGCGGCGCGCCCGCCGCGCCCGUGCCCACGCCCACGCCCGCGCCCGCGCAUGCGGCUGUGGACUCGGAGGCCGCGGCGCGGCAGGCGGCGUUUGUCGCCGCCAUGGAGGACGUGGGCAGGCUGCUUCAGACGGAGCCGGGGCUGCUGGCGGAUUACGCCACGCCCGACGGCAGCGCCGCGGACAGCAGCGAUGCGGCUGCCGCGCGGAUGGCGGCGGCGCUCGCCGCCGUCGUGACGGCCGCCGCCGCCGUCGCACAGGACCUGGGAGGCGGCGCUGCCCCCGCUGCCGCCGCCGCGCCCGCGCCGACGCUGGGCAAGCGCGCCCGCGAUGGCGCGGCCGGGGCCUCGCCAGACUGCGAGAGCCCCACCCAGCGGCGGCGCGAGGAGCCGGCCCUCGGCGCAAGGGGCGCGCUGGCGCUAGAGCACCGCCUGCUGCAACUGAGCGGCGUCGCCGCUAGCCUGGCCGGCCGCUGCUGA